Tetranychus urticae (two-spotted spider mite) is the source of this 2150-nucleotide messenger RNA. RefSeq lists its product as uncharacterized. The record is from RefSeq and is a predicted model, not a curated record. NCBI's taxonomy places the organism in Eukaryota, Metazoa, Arthropoda, Arachnida, Trombidiformes, Tetranychidae.
CGUGUUGUGUGAUUAUCAACUCGAAUCCCGCCCUCAGGCCACUAUCCCAUUUUAACAGUAUUUACAUACAAGCAAAUACCUCGUCACUAUGCCGUGACGCUUAUUAGUCGCCCCUAAUCGAUUGUUAAAAGAGAAAGCGUUUUUUUUUCUUCAUCUUUUAAGGUGAUUAUCUUUCAUUUUCAAUCUUGAUUAUUUUUUCUCUCUCUUCUUACUAGUCCGUUACGAUGGGAUCAUUUCUCAUUUUCAUCUCCAAAACCAAAAAAUGUAUCAGGCUUGACACGGGAAUGAAGGCGUUAACGUGUUAGCUCGUUUUAUUCAAUGUGAUUGUGCCAUGAAACGAAGCGACCGACAGGCUCGAGGUGGAGUCUUUUACUCAAUAUUGGUAACGGGUUGCUCUUUUGCAAUCGACACCAGCCUAUUUCAAGGGUUACACAGUUUAACUUUUGUUUUCAUAUAAAAACCCAUCACCAUCCAAAUUGGUCAACUCAUUAGUGUAUUCGGCUUGAAAUUGAACACUUGAAAAGUAAUCUUUUGUUAAGCAUUGUCUUCCAUCCAAUCCAUCAUUUACAAAUUGAUAACCAUGCGAGUGACUAUGGGUCUCCUUGGCAUUCUGGCCUUUUUAGCAUUGACUUCAGCUCAAGACAAUCAUUCGAAGCAAAAACGUGGUCAUCCUGGCCCUAAAAUGGUUCCUGUGCCUGUCCCAAUACCUGUUCCAGUUCAUCAUCACCACCAUCAUCCAGUAGUAAUGCCAGCCGGAAGCAACAACUAUCAAGAAUGGACUGGUCCAUCAGCUCAACUUUUCCCAGAGGCUCAAAUGAUCCAAGAGUCACAAGACAACGGUUUCUUUGAUCCAAGAGGAUUAAGAGAUUUCCAUGAAAUGCACCAGCCAAUGGCUUAUCCAAGAUACGCUUUCCAACCUGGUUAUGAUGGUGGUCGACCUCGUAAGAAUUAUUAUUCAGCAACAGCUGGUCACUCAUCUGAACGAUCAGGCGAUAAUCAUUACGCUCCUGGUGGUGAGGCAAGAGGACACAGAAGACGUGUUCGACCAUCUCGUCCAGAAAUGGAAUCCCAAGUUCCAGGUCCAAUGAAACCAGCAGAGUCUUUCCAAGAAAACAAUGAAUGGUAGAUUGUAUAAUUUUUUCAAACCAGUUAGCAAAAGAUGAUCAAAAAAUGGAGGGAAAAGUGUUGCCAAUGGCAACUUGUUAUCGUCUGUUAACAGAAGAUAAACAAAAAAAUCAACAAUUAUUCAAUCACUUAUGCUAAUACAAUAACCAUCAAAAUCAUAGUCACCAUUUCACCUUCAUCUUCACAAACCUCAAUCAUCAUCAAAAUGAAUUUUUUUGCCUGUCUUCAUUAGACAAUUAGACCGUGAACAAAGCAAUAACAAUAUGGAUAAAGAUGUCUUUAAGGCAACUUUCAUUCAGUUAUCUUAAAACAGCUGAAGCAGUCAUCAUGUAAUCAUCCGCUGGUCUUUUUUUGUCAACAUUUUUUUUACAUUUUCACUUCAAUUAAUAUUGUACACUCAUUAGUUGUGUCUCAUUGAGUCCUACAUCAAAUGGACUGGAACCGUUAAAUAACAACCCAACAUUAUUGAACAAAAUGUUGUGCUUAUCAUCUUCAAGAUUUAGCCAAACCCAAAAUUAUUUUUUUUAUCAAUCUUUUUAUUGAUGUUUACCUUUUUUUGUUUAUUACUCAAUUGUGUUAGAAUGAUUCAUUAUUAUUCAGCAACUCAACUUCACACAAACACCAUGUUCCGGACUAAUCAGUUUGUCAAUCAGAUUUCAGAUUGUUGUUUUACCAAACAUUUCACCAAAGUGUCAACUCAAGUGCCAAACAGGUUGGUAUUAUUGAGUGAAAUAUUUUUAAUCUUCAGGAAAUAUUACCAAGCCAUUGAGUUUACAAUGAAAUUGUUGAUAGAAAACUUUGAUACAUUUUUUAUUACCAAAUUAAUUCCGUUAAUUAUGUCAAAAUAGGUUUAAGGAUUUACAUGAUUCAAUAUUUUUCAUUAAUUUUACCACUAAUAAACAGAUUACAAAUUGUAAAGAAACAGUUGUUUAGUAAAAAUGUAUCAACAACUCUGUGGAUUAACCAUCAUUCACUACUGACACUUGUGAACAAUUCAAUAAAAGAUUAAUUUACAAAACUAUCAA